Nelumbo nucifera (sacred lotus) is the source of this 1145-nucleotide messenger RNA. Its product is annotated as cell division topological specificity factor homolog, chloroplastic-like. NCBI's taxonomy places the organism in Eukaryota, Viridiplantae, Streptophyta, Magnoliopsida, Proteales, Nelumbonaceae. Gene Ontology annotation, biological process: cell division; regulation of division septum assembly; chloroplast fission. The record is from RefSeq and is a predicted model, not a curated record.
ACUCCCGAGUCCCCGGAGUCCCAAGUUUCCAAUAUGCCUGAAGAAAAAAGGAAAGUAGAUGAAAUGCGUUGAGAGCCCUUAGAUUUGAACGAGAGGAAGUGAGACAGGGUAAAAGCAGAAGAAAAAGGGCAGAGAGAGAGAGAGAGGCAGAAAGAGAAGUGAUGGCGAUUUCUGCAGAUUUGAGGGUUUCUGCGACGUUGGCUUCUUCUUAUCCUGCGCACCCCCUUCGACGUUCUUCUGCACCUACAAAGAAGGUAGCAUUCAGUGGUUUCCUUAGUGGAGGAUCAAGUAUUUCUGAAAUUACACCCAAGUGGCCCCCCAUUGCCCUUGAAUGCCAUAAUGUGCAGUGCUAUUGCCACCGUAGUUUUGGGAUCACAGCUGACAAUAAUCUCUCUUCAAAAACCUUGAACCAAGAAGUAGAGGGCUUCCUCCUAAAUGCAAUAAACAUGAGCUUCUUUGAACGGUUAAACUUGGCUUGGAAGAUACUCUUCCCCCCACUAAUUACGAGGAGGAGAUCUAAUGCGAAGAUUGCCAAGCAACGCCUGAAGAUGAUCCUCUUCUCUGAUAGAUGUGCUGUUAGUGAUGAGGCAAAGCAGAAGAUUGUGAAGAACAUUGUGAGCGUUUUGUCUGAUUUUGUGGAGAUAGAUUCACAGGAUAAAGUCCAGCUUAGUGUCUCAACAGAUCCAGAUCUUGGGACUGUGUACUCUGUCACGGUGCCAGUCCGACGGGUGAAAUCUCAAUAUCAGGAUGUAGAUGAGUUUGGAACAAUAACAGGCGUUGAGUACAAAGAUACUGGUGAAAGGUCUGGUUCUGUUGAUGUCACAUUCGAUUUCUUUAUUCCAAGUGACAUAACUCAGUAACUUCGGGUGUUUUAAAUUAUUCCUGCUCAGUAUUCCUUUUAUUUAUUUAUUCCUUCCUUGGAGUGAGGGGAAUGAGAGAGAGAGAGAGAGAGAGAAGUGGGGAUGUUGGAUCAUAUCUAGGCUAAGAUUGCAAGAUGUUCUUUGUAGCAAAAGUCCACUUUAGAUUCUUGGAUCUUAGAACCUUAAGAAGCCCCUAAAGUCUUGUAUAUAUUGGAAAUUUUCCUUAAUUAACAGUGCUUCCUUUGAACUCCAAACUUAAUUGAACAAUAUAGCAGCAUACUAGCA